GUGUGCGGAGCAAGUUCACCGUGAAUUUAGUUGUAACCUCAAUUGCUUGUUUUUUUCGCAUUAUAACAACACAGGAAUGUCGAAAAAGUUGUUGAAAUUCCAAAUUAUCCUCGAUAGGGAUUCGGUGCUCUAUCUGCCGGGUCAAGUGCUAUCCGGGCGGGUGCUGCUGGAGACGCAAGAACACACAGCUGUUAUGGGUCUCUACUUCCACGUGCUGGGCGAAUGCACUGUGAACGUAACCAAGGUAACCCGCCGAGACAAAUCGCACGACAAGGAGAACUACAUCGAUUUCCGCAUGAAGCUGCUGGAUGAUUUCGACAAUAAACCGAUCCUCUUGUCACCUGGAGUGCACUGUUUCCCGUUCAAGCUGGGACUGCCGGUAUCGCUGCCUUCCACCUUUCUUGGACAGCACGGUUAUAUUCAGUACUACUGUAAAUCCAGUUUGAAGGAAUCGUCCGGUAUUACCCACAAGAACCAGCAGGUCUUUAUCGUGCUCAAUCCGAUCGAUCUGAACCUGGAGGAUCCAAUGCUGAAUGACCCCCUGGAAGCCAGUGCCAACCAUCGGGUUGGAGUGGGUAUGCUCGGCGGGACGAUCCGGUGUAACGUGGGGCUUGACAAACGGGCCUACAUUCCAGGGGAGAAAAUUCUACUCACCGGUGAGAUAUACAAUCAGAGUAAUGUGACCAUCAAAGCGGUGAAAUAUGCACUGAUCGAGACCAUUCACUACUAUGCACACGGCAAAUUGUUGCACCAGGAACGUCGAGAGCUGGCAGCAAUCGUACGGGAUCGUAUCAAAUCCGGCAUCAGAGAUGUGCUGCAGAACGGACAUCUGACAGUGCCGCCGUUGCCACCCACCAACCUGCUCGGGUGCCACUUGAUUAGGAUACAGUACAGCGUUUGCAUCCUCGUCGAACCAAACAUGAUGGAGCGACAGGUGGCACUGCGGGUUCCCAUCACCUUGGGUACCUACCCGUUCAAACGAGACGAAGAAAACCUACAACAGUGGGUGGAGAACUACGUUCGUUAUCCGGCUACACUUCCCGUUUCCCGAGUGCCACUGCUGGCAGAUGAAAGUGUAUAAACUAACCCGUUUUACAUACGUGCUAAAUAACCACCACUACACAACUGACACUCGAUCCGUACGUACUCUACCAUAACGAACUGAUGUAGCAAUAAGUAGACUGUAAAGUGUACUUGCAUGGCACCCACGAGAAGAAGUAGAAGAUGUUACCUUUAACUUGUGCAAAUGUACCAUAACGUAACCAUCGGAAAAUGUUGGUU
Molecule: messenger RNA, 1281 nt
Organism: Ochlerotatus camptorhynchus
Lineage: Eukaryota; Metazoa; Arthropoda; Insecta; Diptera; Culicidae
Product: arrestin domain-containing protein 17-like
Exons: 5
Coding region: 77-1081 (334 amino acids)
Biological process (GO): protein transport
Cellular component (GO): cytoplasm
Source: RefSeq, a predicted model, not a curated record